Molecule: messenger RNA, 2499 nt
Organism: Aplosporella prunicola CBS 121167
Lineage: Eukaryota; Fungi; Ascomycota; Dothideomycetes; Botryosphaeriales; Aplosporellaceae
Product: glycoside hydrolase family 3 protein
Exons: 4
Coding region: 1-2499 (832 amino acids)
Biological process (GO): glucan catabolic process
Molecular function (GO): beta-glucosidase activity
Source: RefSeq, a predicted model, not a curated record
AUGGCGCCCAUCGACGUAGAGACUGUCCUCUCGCAGCUGGAGCUCGAGGAAAAGGUGGGCCUGUUGUCUGGCAUCGACUUCUGGCACACGAAGCCCAUCCCCCGUCUUGGAAUACCCUCGAUUCGGACCUCAGAUGGCCCCAAUGGCGUCCGAGGCACCAAAUUCUUCAACGGAGUCCCCGCAGCCUGUUUCCCUUGCGGCACCGGCCUCGCUGCCACGUGGGAUGUCGACCUUAUCCGCAACGGCGGUGAGUUGAUGGGAAAGGAAGCCAUUGCCAAGGGCGCACAUGUGAUACUUGGCCCAACCGUCAACAUGCAGCGCUCUCCCCUCGGCGGACGUGGCUUUGAGAGCUUCAGCGAGGACCCGUGUCUUGCAGGAUACAUGAGCGCCGCUACCGUAAACGGUAUCCAGUCGACUGGUGUUGCCGCAACGAUCAAGCAUUUUGUGGGUAACGACCAGGAGCAUCAGCGGCAGGCCGUUGAUUCGAUUAUCUCCGAGCGGGCCUUGCGAGAGAUUUACCUCCUUCCGUUCCAGAUUGCGCAGCGGGAUGCCAAACCAAUGGCGUACAUGACGGCGUACAACCGAGUUAACGGAACCCACAUGAGCGACAACCACAAGAUCCUCCAAGGAAUCCUCCGGGACGAAUGGGGCUUUGAUGGCCUGGUGAUGAGCGACUGGUUCGGCACGUACACCGCCGUGGAAUCCGUGAACGCUGGCCUAGAUUUGGAGAUGCCUGGCCCUCCGCGCGUCAGAGGACAGCAAACGCAGAUUGCUUUGGGAGUCCAGAAGCUCUCUGAAUUUACGAUUGAUGACCGUGUUCGCAAGCUUUUGGAGUUGAUCAACAAGGUUGACAAGCUCAACAUCCCGGAGAACGCCCCUGAAAAGUCUGUUGACUGCAAGGACACAUCGGAACGGCUGAGACAUGUCGGCUCGUCUGGCCUAGUCUUGAUGAAGAACGAGAACAAAGUUCUUCCGCUCUCAAAAGAGAAAUCGCUGGCAGUCAUUGGGCCCAAUGCGAAGAUUGCCUCCUACUCGGGCGGUGGUUCCGCAAACCUUCGUCCGUACUAUGCCGUAACCCCCUUCGACGGCAUAUCCGCGCAGGCGCCGGAUGCCAAGUACAGCCUUGGUGCUGUCGGUUACAGAAGGCUGCCCGUUCUAAGCUACCUUACCAAGACCGGAGAGGGCAAACGCGGCCUGACCGCCAAGUUCUACAAGGACCCGCCGACCUCGUCCGCCCGGAAGCCGGUCGACUCGGUGCACGUUGAAGAUUCAGACAUUCUCCUUUCCGAUUACUCUAAUCCUGAGAUUCGUGAGAUUACCUUCUGGAUGGACCUAGAGGGGCAGCUCACGCCGGAAGAGGAUGGAGAGUAUUUGUUCGGCCUCACCGUGUGCGGCACAGCCAAGCUCUUCAUUGACGGGAAGCUUGUCAUUGACAACACCGAGAACCAGAAGCCGGGCGAUUCUUUCUUCGGCUCGGGUACAGUCGAGGAGAUAGGCUCUGCAGUGUUGAAGGCCGGCCAAACUUAUGAUGUCUAUGUCCAGUUUGGCUCCAGCGCGACAUCCAAAAUGAAGACACCGGGCGCCACUGUCAUGGCUGGCGGCGGUGUCAGGGUUGGAGGCACUAAGAAGACCGAGCCCGAAGCCGAGAUAGAAAAGGCGGUGCAGCUUGCCAAGGAGGUUGACCAAGUCGUUAUUUGUGCGGGUCUCAACGCCGACUGGGAAUCGGAAGGCUACGAUCGAACUCACAUGGACCUUCCCGGCCGCACGGAUGCGCUCAUAUCGGCUGUUGUUGCUGCCAACCCUAACACGGUCGUUGUCAUGCAGUCGGGCACUCCAGUUACGAUGCCGUGGAUCAAGGAGGUUCCUGCUCUGGUCCACGCGUGGUAUGGCGGCAACGAAACCGGCAAUGCCAUCGCAGACGUUCUCUUUGGCAAGGUGAAUCCGUCUGGGAAGCUGCCGUUAUCGUUCCCGAUUCGCAACGAGGACAACCCUGCUUUCCUGAACUACCGGUCCGAGCGCGGCCGCACUCUGUACGGCGAAGAUGUUUACGUCGGCUACAGGUUCUACGAAAAGACGAAGCGGGACGUUUUGUUCCCGUUCGGACACGGCUUGUCCUACACAUCUUUCGAGCUGCGCAAUCUGCAGGUCACGGAUGACGCAGCGAGCGGAAAUGUGAAGCUCGCAGUGGAGGUCCAGAACACUGGCGCAGUUGAGGGAGCGGAAGUUGUACAGGUAUACGUCAGCCAGCAGGCGCCGUCCAUCAACCGUCCGCCAAAGGAGCUGAAGGGCUUCAACAAAGUGUUCCUCAAGCCGGGCGAGUCGAAGACGGUGUCGGUCGAGGUGCCGAAGAAGUACGCGGCCAGCUUCUGGGACGAGCAGAGGGACAUGUGGAUCAUGGAAGAGGACAAGUACGACGUCCUGGUCGGUGCCAGCAGCGCUAGCACCCCCUUGAAGGGCACUUUCUCGGUAGAGAAGACCAAGUGGUGGAAGGGGCUCUAA